Notolabrus celidotus (New Zealand spotty) is the source of this 3671-nucleotide messenger RNA. Its product is annotated as cytoplasmic protein NCK2-like. Lineage: Eukaryota; Metazoa; Chordata; Actinopteri; Labriformes; Labridae. The record is from RefSeq and is a predicted model, not a curated record. The transcript is spliced from 5 exons. Gene Ontology annotation, biological process: negative regulation of PERK-mediated unfolded protein response; positive regulation of translation in response to endoplasmic reticulum stress; positive regulation of endoplasmic reticulum stress-induced intrinsic apoptotic signaling pathway. Gene Ontology annotation, molecular function: protein binding. The coding region runs from base 455 to 1642 and encodes 395 amino acids.
CAACAGAAAACAGUUGGUUUUCACCGGAAGUUAAGUAAUUUACAUUCAAAUCACGAAUGGGGACACAGGUGGUCGGUCACAACCCUGAAAGUUCAAACUGACACCCGAACAGCUGUCAGCUGUCACGAGCAGAAACAACCAACGCGUCCUUUUAUUCUGAAAAGUUAUACCGGAAGUGAAAAAAUCCUCCAGCCCAGCUUGACGCUCGUGAUUGAUGUUGAAGGCAGUCAGCCUGCGACAGAAAAAUAAGCGAGGUCGGGCAGUACAUGCUUAGUGUAUGUUUUAAAAGAAAGAAAUAUCUCGAAACUGAAGGAUAUGUGGACAUAAACGUUAUAACUGUCUCUCUCUCUAGGGCUUAGUUUUUAUUGUUUGGAACCCAGGCUCUCCUUUUGGUGUGUGUGUCGCCGUUUGCCCAUUCUCACUGAAGUGAACACUAAGGAGGACUCCAUGAAAGAUGACAGAGGAGGUGAUUGUUGUAGCCAAGUGGGACUACACGGCCCAGCAGGACCAGGAACUUGACAUCCGAAAAAACGAGCGUCUCUACCUCCUGGACGACACAAAGACCUGGUGGCGCGUUCGCAACACCGCCAACCAGACGGGGUAUGUGCCGUCGAACUACGUGGAACGUAAGAACAGCCUGAAGAAAGGCUCGCUGGUGAAGAACAUCAAGGACACACUGGGUUUAGGAAAAACCAAGAGGAAGACGAGUGCCCGAGAUGCUUCCCCCACGCCGAGCUCAGACACAGAGUAUCCCUCCAACGGCAGCGGAGGAGGGGGAGGAGGAGCCGCUGAGAGAAUCUACGACCUCAACAUCCCCGCUGUGGUCAAGUUCGCCUACACAGCGGAGAGGGAGGAUGAGCUGACCCUGGUCAAGGCCUCGAAGGUCACCGUGAUGGAGAAAUGUAGUGAUGGAUGGUGGCGGGGCAGCCAGGCGGGUCGUGUGGGUUGGUUCCCCUCAAACUACGUGCAGGAGGAUGUGGGAGGAGCAGAUGAAACAGGGGAGGGGGAUUCCUCUCUGGGCUACACGGGAGGCUCUCAAGGGACUUUGUUAGCUAACGGGCGUGCAGGCGGUGGCGGAGUGCUCCACCUGGUGCAAACUCUCUACCCCUUCAGCUCCGUGACGGAGGAGGAGCUGAACUUUGAGAAGGGCGAGGUGAUGGAGGUGGUGGAGAAGCCUGAGAACGACCCUGAGUGGUGGAGGUGUAAGAACUCUCGUGGAAUGGUGGGCCUGGUACCUAAAAACUAUGUGGUGGUGCUGGAUGAGCGGCCCGCCCUCCCCUCCUCUACGUCGAGCUCCCCGCAGAACCGUUCCGUGGUUCCAGCCCGCUCAGGGAAGUUCGCCGGGAGGGACUGGUACUACGGCGACGUCACUAGACACCAGGCCGAGGGUAUCCUCAACGAGAGGGGCGAGGAGGGCGACUUCCUCAUACGAGACAGCGAAUCAUCACCCAAUGAUUUCUCCGUGUCUCUGAAAGCUGUCGGUAAGAAUAAGCACUUUAAAGUGCAGCAGACGGAGGGAGUGUACUGUAUCGGCCAGCGCAGGUUCAACUCCAUGGACGAACUCGUGGAGCACUACAAGAAAGCCCCCAUCUUCACCAGCGAACACGGAGAGAAGCUGUACCUGGUCAAAGCACUGCUGUGAUUCACACAUGCUCACACCUACACUGGAUCUCACACACACACACAAGCACACACUCUUCAUGGUACACACAUGAUACUAACGCCACUCCCUGACUGUCUUAACUCAAGCCUUAGCUCUAGACCUUUGUGGUCGCUGUGGCGUCCGUGCUACAUCCAGAUCUUCAUUCACUAUAAGUUUUAAUUGUCGCCAUUCAGUGGCGAUCAGGUGACACUUAUUUUAGCUCUACAAAUGAGCAGCAAACCCCAAAACGGCGAGCACUGUGUGAGGAAAACCGACAGCCACGUCCUCAGAGAAUAAUAAGCUUCCGUCUCUUGGAUUUGUGACAUUUGUGUUGACCAUGCAGCUGCUAACAGAACGCCUAAGGCCUUUUUGGGGGUGUCGAGCUCUAUUUCAGAUGUCAUGCAUUAUGUCCAUUUACUACCACACACAUUUUAGGUUACACCAUCGCUCUUAAUCCACACAGGAGGACAGAGAGGACUCUGACCUCUGGGGGACCUUCCUCUUGAUGUGUUCUGUCAAGUUGCCCGACAUAGUUUUAUUUUUGUUUCUUAAUUUGAAAAGCUUGUUUCUGAGUUUUUCUUUUGUCUUGUUUUAAAGCUUAUUUAAAUUCCUGAAUCAUUGCUCUUUCAUACAGUGACUUCACAAAGUGACCAGAAUCACUCUCUUGCCUUUUUCUCCUUAUUUUCAUCAUUCCUCUACAUGAUUUCUCUUCUCAUUUGUGUCUUCUUAACUUCUCCUCUUGUUUCCGCCUCCACAGACUCAGCCAUCAGUAGUGACUUUGUUAUUGAAAAUCUGGAUACAAUACUUCUUGUACUACAUCUAAAUAACGAGAGGAUACAUUAAUGCAAUAGGGAAGACCUCUGAUUUCCUGUAGAGUUUGAAUGUUUAUCAAUGUAACCAAAUGUGCCACCCUGUACCCAUACUACUGGCUCCAGGUCUGCACUGCACUCACUAUACUUGGCAUUCAUUUGUAGCUCUAUGCUCAUGCUUUAUAUUGUGUCACAUUGAACAUGGUCCUGUUCUGUUCUCCAGUAUGUGUCUGUAGCUACAGUAUAUGAGAAUACUGACUGAAGAAUAAUAAAAAACCUUUUUGGUAACACUUUUUGAGUAACUACACUUGAUCUGCUCGAUUUAAUCUGAAUGAUAAAAAAUAGUAAUACCUCUUGAUGUAGUAGCUGUCAGAGAUGAGAAUAUCUUUGUGAAUCUUGUAAAGUAAAAACAAUUCGGAGCAAACAUGUCGUUAUACACAAAAAUGUUGUGAUUAACUGAGACCCAAAUAUUAAAAACUGACAAUGAAAGGUUCGCUUAAGAUCUACACUCUCAAAUUGCAAAUCAUUUGAAAACACUCGUUGCCGAUGUAAGAAAACCAGACCUACGAUAGACACGCCGUUAAUUGGUAGCUAAAGCCCGCCCCCUUAUAGUGAUUGUCCAAUCAUAUCUCAGCAACUAUUAUCAUAGAGGGCAGGAGCCUCAAGCCAGGAGAGUGUUAGCAUGCUGUGCUGACUAGCAAAUUACAGUAACAUCCUGUUACGUCUGAGUACCAUCUAGCUACGCCAAGAUGUCCGUUGUUAUCUUCCUCAGAUUGGAAAUUAAAAGGUUCUGAGUCGUAAAGUUAUCCUUGUUUUCGUUUAAACUGAAAGUUUUGUGGGAGAACAAGUAGGGGCGGGGCUUAAUGAGCUCAAUUGGUAAUAACUGCCCUCUUUCACUGUCAGGAAACCAAAUAUUCAGUCGUCUGGUUAAAACAAAAAACUUAAGCUCUACCAAACAUUGACCUUGUCAGUUUUCUUUUGCUGUGUGCAUUUGUUUACCAAUGGAAGUGUUGUUGAUCACGGGGUCCUCAGCUUUUAUAUGAUAUGUCUGAAUGUUAUUGAGCAUUGUUAUUUAAUUCUUGUCUCCACUGUAUGUAUAUAUUCAAAAUAAGAUGAGGUGCAUAUAAGAAUCGUUAGGAUCAAACUAUGGUACUGUAUCACCGACAACGUGAUGAGAAUUGAAAUACUUUUGUUCAAUAAAAACUUUUGAAGAAUACUAA